Molecule: messenger RNA, 626 nt
Organism: Bactrocera neohumeralis
Lineage: Eukaryota; Metazoa; Arthropoda; Insecta; Diptera; Tephritidae
Product: apolipoprotein D-like
Exons: 5
Coding region: 1-519 (172 amino acids)
Molecular function (GO): pigment binding
Source: RefSeq, a predicted model, not a curated record
AUGCAAAAACAACAAUUGAUUUGUAUUAAUAUUUAUCGGCAAAAAAUCUAUAAAUGUUUACAACAAUCUUUACAGUAUUUGGGUGUAUGGUAUGAGUACUCCAAGUAUCCUUUCGUUUUCGAGGCCGGCGGCAGAUGUAUACAGGCUGAAUAUGGAGCCUUAACAAACGAUUCGGUUUCAGUGCUGAAUAGCCAAAUAUCAAUUUUCAAUGAAAGAUCUACUAUUUCCGGUGUUGCCAAAAUUGUCGGACCAGGCAAACUAUCCGUACGUUUUAAUGGUAUUGCUUCUAUAGCUGGGUCCGCUAACUACUGGGUCUUGGGAACCGAUUAUGAUAAUUAUGCCGUCGUCUACAGCUGCAAGAAACAAUUAUUCACACAUUCGGAGAACGUGUGGAUCCUCACACGUGAGCGCGUUCCCUCUGACGAUAUUGUAAAGAAAGCUUCGGCUGUGCUUGUUUCCCAAGGUGUAUCUUUGGACCCUUUGACUGUGACCGAUCAAUCAGGCUGCUCAGACGCAUGAAAAUAAGGCCUCAAGAAACUCUGGCAUUACGAGAUAUAUAAUCAAUCCGAAGCUAUGUAAAUGUUGUACGUAAAACAAAUAAAACACUACAAAUACCUGCAUCAAAA